UGUUUUUUUUCAGUUGUCUUGGUAUUUGAAUUUUUUGAUUGUUGUUUUCAGACAGUCUCUUGUAGCCAGUCUGGCCUUGGGUUUGAUGUGUAUGGAAAAGGAACCUUAAGCACCUGUUUUGUUUUGUUUCUCUCAGGUGUUCAAAUUACAGGUGUACACUACAUAUGACAAUAUUAAUUAGCCUUUUGACGUUGGAAUAGUGAUUCAUUUUGGAAAAUUCUAGUAACAUAUAUUGAUACAUUUGACUGCUUCCACACACAUUUUACAUUUUCAUUUUCACUCUGUCUCCAGCUGUUUUUGUUUGCUUGCUUUUUUUUUUUUUUUUUUUUUUUUUUUUUUUUUUUUUUGAGGCAGGGUCUUGCUAUGUAGCCUAAGGUGUUCUAGAACCUUAGAUUCCUAAGAUUUUUUUUGGCUCUGCCUCUUUGCAGACUGGGCAGUUUUGUUCAUUGAUUCUCUUCUAUUCCAACUCUUUUAUUAAACAGUCAUCUUUGGUGGGGAGGUGUUUGUUUUUUGAGACAGGAUCUCUCUAUUUAGCCCUGGCUCUCCUGGAACUGGCUAUAUAAACCAGGCUGACCUGGAACUCAUAGAGAUCCGCCUGCCUCUGCCUCCCCAGUUUUGGGAAUAAAGGUGUGCUCCACUGUGUCUCCUCCUAAACACUGACAUCUUAAAUUCAAUUAUUGCAGGUCUUAUUCCUGAAGUUUUUGUUUACUUUUUUCUAAAGAUAAAAGUACAUUGUAGCUUUCCUUCAGAAGAGGGCAUCAGAUCUUAUUACAGAUGGUUAUGAGCCACCGUGUGGGAUUUGAACUCAGGACCUCCAGAAGAGCAGUAAGUGCUCUUAACCAAUAAUUCAUCUCUUCAGCCCUUUUAUUUAUAUGAGUACUCUGUAGCUGUCUUCAGACACACCAAAAGAGAGCUAUCAAAUCCCAUUAUAGAUGGUUGUGAGCCACCAUGUGGGAUUUGAACUCAGGACCUCUGGAAGAGCAGUAAGUGCACUUAACCACUGAGCCAUCUCUUCAGCCCCUUGUUUACUUUUAUAACUUUAAAAAAAGUUUUAUAUUUUUUGCUGUUAAUUUCAAGGCUUGAUUUUUAUUUUAAACAUUGUAAGUAUAUUUGUUGUGUGAUCCAUGUAUUUAAUUCCCAUAGAUUUGUUUUUCUUAUCCAUUAUUCCCAAGGUUUUCUUAUCUCCCUUCCCUUUCAAGGUAUAGUUCUUGGGUACCAGUUUAUGAUGGGGAGGAAGGAUUAUGAGCACACCCUGUGGGCUGCUCUUGGUUUUUCUGUUGCCUCAUCAUAGUACUGCUAGAGUCAAUUGUUCAGGUCAGGGAAGUCCUCAGGAUGAAAUAAUGUACUUGAGUCAUGGGCUUAAUUUCUGGUUGUCACCUUCUAGAUUACUAUCUUUUUGGCUUUUUGUUUUAACAAUUAUUUAGUUACUUUUGUAUGUGAUGCCUUUGAAAUGUGUAUGUACAUAUUUGUAUAUGUAUAUGUGCAGAUUUAUGUGCAAUAUUAAAUGUAUCAGAGGACAACUUAAGUUAUGGUCCUACCUUUUUUGUCCUUUUAAGAUUUAUUUUAGAUUUUUGUGUGUGUGUGUGUGUGUGUGUGUGUGUGUGUGUGUGUGUGUACAGGUGCAUAAGGAAGCCAUAAGGGUACCAGAUCCCGGGUGCUAGAGGUAGAGGCAAUUGUGUGCCUGUAUUGUACCUGGAACUGAACUUAGCCUCUGGAAAUGCAGCAAGCUCUCUUAACUUCUGCACCAUCUCUCCUUGUUUGAAACAGAGUCUUUAGUUGUUCACUAUUGCAUAUGUCUGGCUAGCAGACCCAUAAGUUUCUGGGGAUUUUCCUGUUGUCUGCCUCCCACCUCCAGAAAGGAGCACUGGUAUUUGGUAAACAUUUUUUUUUUAAAAGAUUUAUUUAUUGUAUAUGAGUACACUGUAGCUGUCCUCAGACGCACCAGAAGAGGGCAUCGGAUCUCAUUACAGAUGGUUGUGAGCCACCAUGUGGUUGCUGGGAUUUGAACUCAGGACCUUAGGAAGAGCAGUUGGUGCUCUUAACCACUGAGCCAUCUCUCCAGCCCUUUUUUUUUUAAUAUUUAUAACCUUAUUCUUUUUUUUAAAGAUUUAUUUAUUAUAUAUAAGUACACUGCAGCUGUCUUCAGACACACCAGAAGAGGGCAUCAGAUCUCAUUACAGAUGGUUGUGAGCCACCAUGUGGUUGCUGGGAUUUGAACUCAGGACCUCUGGAAGAGCAGUCAGUGUUCUUAACCGCUGAGCCAUCUCUCCAGCCCCUUGGUAAAGAUUUUUAUCCACUGAGCCAUCUUUCAGCUAUUAUGAUUAUGAUUAUUAUUAUUAUUACUACUACUACUACUGUUACUGUUACUAUUGCUGCUGCUACUACUACGACCACCACUGCAUUUCCAGCUGUUUAAACAUAGCAGCAGAGGACAGGUUUUAAUAUUUAGUUUGUUUUCUCCAGAGGCAAAAGCCUCUCACCCCUGGAUUCUGAUACCGGAAUGGGAAAUUUGUGAUUUUUCUAUGCUUUUAAGUGAAAGAUGAUAUUUUUACAUAGAAUUUCUAAUGUUUUCACCAUUCACUGUCACAGAAAGUAUAAGAACUAGGCUUCCCUGAUGCCUCAGUCUAGUCGUCCUAGAAGAACUCAGUGCUUAUGCUGGGCUUGGUGGUAUACAUCUUUAAUCCCAGCACUCUGGAGGCAGAGGCAAGUGGGUCUCUGAGUUCGACACCAGCCUGGUGUUUCAUCUUCCAGUUCGCCAAGGUUACCUAGUGAGACUCUGUCUCAGAACACAAAGCAAAACAUAAAACAACUUUUAAACAACUGGCACCACACAGCCCAGUUCUACUUUCAGUCUGCUGUACUGCUGAGCCAUGGAAGGAUGGGAGUUCAGAAGACGGGCUAGGAUUUGGUGUGCGGGUUGGUUCUAAAGGCAACCCAUAUGGCAACAUAGUUUAGAAUCAAAGCUAUUCUUGAACAUUUCUCAGAGAGGUACCAUGUUGAAUACUAAUGUUGAAAUUUUUUAAUUUUUCUUGUGUCUUCCUCCCAGUUUUGAGGGGCUGAGUUCCAGGUGAAGUUACUUUGCGCUUAUCUGUCACAGCAUGUAGCAAAAUACAACUAAAUUAGACUCACACACAUCGAGGGCUGUGUCUAUUCUGAGAGGUUAAGUGUGAACUAGAGCUGAGCUACAGGAGCGGAGGUGUAAGUUAGUGUCCUUUUCCUUUAGUGUAAGAAGAUGAAUUAGGUGCAUAUAGGAAGAGAUCGAUACCAUGUGCUGUGGAAAGAUUUUGUGUGCGUGUGUGUACGUGUGUGUAAACCCAUUAAAUACUUGACAUAUAAUUGCAUGUUUCUUUGAUGCCUCAAAUUUAUUACAGACUGUUUUUUAUAAGACAAACCUUCUGCAGUCAAGUCAAAUUCAGUUCCUAUCCUCUCAUGAUGGGAGCUGGCCCAAAUGACUGCGACAGCAAGCUCUGCUGCUCAUGGGCCCUGUGUCCCCAGCCUGUGGGAACUAGGGAUAAGUUUGGUUGCAGACAUUGCAAGAAAGGAAAAAAAAGACAAACCUUAAUUAUAGAUUAAGAUGCUUACGUUGUAAUCAGUGUUAGAAGAUUAAUGUUACUUUUCUUACUGAUUGCUUUAUCCAGUGAUAAGUAUUAACAGAGUUCUUUAUUAGGUAAUUGUCAUUCUCUAAAGAAGUUUUAUGACGUAGGAAAAGUUGACUUGAUCUAAAUUAUCAUCGCUUAGCAGCAGUGUCUUCUGGCCAGAAAGUAGUCUUCUGGGAGGUUUAAUCGGACUAUCCAGCAAAUCUAGCUGAGGACCAAACCCAGGGCCUUGCGCUUGCUAGAUCUGCCACCUCCCCCUUUACAGACUGGACUGGACUGCUAAAGCACCCUGAGAACCUGAGAGUCCCCAUUAGAGUCUGCUUUGGAAGCAGGAACAGACUAUUCCAUUAUGGAUGGAGGGGAUGAUGGUAACCUUGUCAUCAAAAAGAGGUUUGUGUCUGAGGCAGAACUAGAUGAGCGGCGCAAAAGGAGGCAAGAAGAAUGGGAGAAAGUUCGAAAACCAGAGGACCCAGAAGAAUGUCCAGAGGAGGCGUAUGACCCCCGGUCUCUGUACGAACGGCUGCAGGAACAGAAAGACAGGAAGCAGCAGGAGUAUGAGGAGCAGUUCAAAUUCAAAAACAUGGUAAGAGGGUUAGAUGAAGAUGAGACCAACUUCCUCGACGAGGUUUCUCGGCAGCAGGAGCUGAUAGAGAAGCAGCGACGAGAAGAAGAGCUGGAGGAGCUGAAGGAGUACAGAAGUAAUCUCAACAAGGUUGGAAUUUCUGCAGAAAAUAAGGAAGUAGAGAAGAAGCUGGCUGUGAAACCCAUAGAAACCAGGAGCAAGUUCUCCCAGGCAAAGCUGUUGGCAGGAGCUGUGAAGCAUAAGAGCUCAGAGAGUGGCAAUAGUGUGAAAAGACUGAAACCAGACCCCGACCCAGAUGACAAGGCUCAAGAGGCCCCGAGCUGCAUGUCUCUGGGAAGCUCUUCUCUGAGUGGAGCCCCCUCCCUCCACUGCCCGUCUGCUGCUGUGUGCAUUGGUAUCCUUCCUGGCUUGGGUGCCUACUCUGGGAGCAGUGACUCCGAAUCCAGUUCAGACAGCGAAGGCACCAUCAACGCUACAGGGAAGAUCGUCUCCUCCAUCUUCCGAACCAACACCUUCCUUGAGGCACCCUAGCUCCUGACAGUACCACAGGGAGCAUCUCCUCAGAGGGUUGGAUGCCAGUUCUGCCUCGGCAUCACCGCCCUCAAAAAACUUACUCACUUGCUUCCUGUGUCCAUGUGACAUUUUAACCUAACUCAGAAAUGUGUCACAGUCCAUUUGUGGCUCACACUUGGUUUGAUUUCUCUUUAUACUCGAGUGCAGAUGAACAAACCUGUCCCGUUGGUAUGAGGAGUUGGGGUUCAGGCUGUCUCAGAAAUGUCACUGACGGUAAGGACAGGCACAGCUGCUCGCAAGGACUCCGUGUGUCCUGUUGCUGUCUCGUUUAUCUCCUCACCUAGCAGCACAGGAAGGGCUUCAUUAGCUUCAUCUUCUGUUAUAGAUGAAUGGGCGGUCUGGUUCUGCCAUGUUGUGUGUGGGCAUAGAGAAAGGGGCCGACUAGCUGGUGGCAUGGAGCUCUCUCCCCUGGGACUAACCCUUCCUGGGUGUUGUGGUGACUUCAGUAAAGAUUGCAGGCCACACCCACAAGGCUGAGAGCCAACUACAGCCCUUGAGGUGACGCUCUUCCAUGUUCUCCCCUCUCCAUCCAGCCUGAGGAGGUAGGAGGGAGCUGAUAAUGAGGACGUGUCCAUCUUCUGCCCACCUUCUCUCCCUGAGAAAUUGUUUUGAUUUUGUUUUUGAAAUAAAAGAUUUAGUUUGAUUCUGAA
Messenger RNA from Rattus norvegicus (Norway rat), 5402 nucleotides. It is a transcript of the gene Psme3ip1, whose product is annotated as proteasome activator subunit 3 interacting protein 1. Gene Ontology annotation, cellular component: nucleus. The record is from RefSeq and is a predicted model, not a curated record. Lineage: Eukaryota; Metazoa; Chordata; Mammalia; Rodentia; Muridae.